AUGUCAUCGCUGGACCCAUCCGAGACGAGUCGUUUGACACUCAGGCAACGAACAACGCGCAGUACCGCACUCGAUGAGGGUUCUGGGAUCGGACACGUCGACAACUCCGGCGUGGAGCUGCCCGCGGUUCAGCAGCAGCACGCUCUGUUCGAUCGAUCGAAAGCAUUCAUGGUAGAGGGAAGACCAACCACCGAAGUGGCCGAGACGGAGACUCACAACGCGACGCAGUGGGACAUGUUGCAGCACAUCCCGGCCGUGCCCCUCACGCCCGUCGCACCCGGUCCGGCUGAUACCGCUCUGCUCGGUGGGGAACACCGAACGCCGAACGAGGCGGACAACGACCAUGACCCCGAUCAGGGCGACGAGGACAACAACUUUGUGCACGAGUACUUGACCGGUCGACGAUCACCGACUACAAACUCCGAUACCAACCUCGACAGCACCGCCGUCGACCCCACCACUUCAACGCCGACACCGACCGAGACAUCGACCUCGGACGAAUCGAAGCCAACCGCCGAGGCCCCCGCAGGUCGUCCGUCUCGACCCACGAGUCCGGUCGCCGAGGAGGAAAAAAUCUGCCGCAUCUGUUUUGACGGCGAAGAUCCGGAUCUGGGUCGUCUCUUCAGCCCCUGCAAGUGUCGCGGCACAUCGAAACACGUACACGUCUCGUGUCUCUCAACCUGGCGCGCUCGAUCGGCCCGCACCUCGUGCGAACAAUGCCAGUACCAGUACAAGUUUCGCCGCACCGCCAUGGCCAGUGUCAUCUCUCAUCGCGCGACCUUGAUGUCCCUCACCAUUGUCAUCUUUAUCCUCCUCGUCUGGAUCGCCGGCUAUGGCGCCAACUUCAUCAUCCGCUCCGCAGAGAAUCAUCGUUCCCAGCUCUCGGGUUCUUUGUUCGAAGACCUUUGGAUUUCGGACCAUGUCAUCCUCGGUGAAGGUGUCAAGGAAGCCAUCGAUUUUUUCGGCAACAAGAUUGAGACGACCAAAUGGGCCAAAGAGGUCCUGCGCAAGCCCUUGGAUCAUGACGGCCAGGCGCCGCCAUUGAGGGAGAUAGGUAUCCUGUCGGGAGCUGUCGGCAAGGAGGCAUACAGGGUAUGGUUUGUCCACGCCAUUCUCCACUUCUUCAAGGGACUGUCCCUCGUCGGCCUCUUAAGCUCGUUUCACACCUUUAUCGGUCAGUCCUCGCCAAAGCCUUGAGCCCCUGUCUUUGUCUCGUCUUGCCCUGCCUGACCCGACUGUCACAUCCUGCUCCCUCGCAGCUACCUCAUUCAUCUCACCCGUGGGGCGCGGCUUGUUUCGUUUCUUCCGUCCCGCGGUAAGGCACAACAAUGCUCGCAAUCGACCCGGGCAAAGGGACGGUAACGGUAACCUGUCUCAAGUUGUCGUCGUCAUCGUAAGUUUACUCCCACAUCAUCAGUACUGUCCAAAGGGGUGCGCACUACGUAUAUGACUGACAAUUAUAUUUCCAUUGUGCCUCGUUUCACGCAGUUCGUUCUCGUCGGCGCAGUCAAAGCAGUCGCUCACACGUAUCAAACCGUCAAAUGGGUUGCUAAGAAAGCCCUUACGAAGGUUGAAGACCUCGUUCUUGACAUCUGA
Messenger RNA from Microbotryum saponariae, 1596 nucleotides. NCBI's taxonomy places the organism in Eukaryota, Fungi, Basidiomycota, Microbotryomycetes, Microbotryales, Microbotryaceae. The record is from the annotation of a GenBank genome assembly.